This is a messenger RNA of Aplysia californica (California sea hare), 334 nucleotides long. Its product is annotated as COX assembly mitochondrial protein homolog. The record is from RefSeq and is a predicted model, not a curated record. Gene Ontology annotation, cellular component: mitochondrion. NCBI's taxonomy places the organism in Eukaryota, Metazoa, Mollusca, Gastropoda, Aplysiida, Aplysiidae.
UAUUUUCAAUUUUCAACCACUUUUUUUAAACGUUCAACUUGGCAAAUUGCUUCUGAUCAAGCGGAUGCGGAAGCGCUGCCAAUUCAACUACCUGGCUAUGUCAACAUUGAAUGGACGACCUGUCGUCUGCAUGUCAAAGUCGGCAACAUGAAAACCGAAACUAGAUCUAGCAAUAUAGACGAGGACUUUGUGCUUGCCAAAAAUCUUGGUGGUGGUCCACUGGGUUUAGGUGACCCAGACGAUCGGUCCCUUCGUAAGGCGGAACGAGAGAUCAUGAUCCCUCAGAAGAUGAAGGCCACAGCCAAAUCGGGCCGGUGCUCCGGUGUAGUCAGAG